GAAGUGAUUGGACAAUAUUCUUGGGUACAUGGUUUGGUCUUAGGGCUGUCCUGUGCAGGCCCAGGAGUUGGAAUUCAGUGAUCCUUGUGGGUCCAUUCCAACUCUGAGUAUUCAAUGAUUCUAUGAUCUUUUGCAUGUAGAAACUUACAGCCUUUCAGAUUACUUCCCUCUCUCAAAUAUGGCUGAAGGGAAGCUAAAACAGCUUAAUGGCCUGACAUCACAAAGAACUUGCUUCCUUAGAAAAGCCUCCUUGGAAAAAAUCCAGUUUCAUCUUCCCUUCAGAAAAUGUAGGCAGGAUUCAGGAGAGAUUAAAAUAUAUAUAUAUAGCAGCAGAAAGCUGAAAGUGGCAGCAGGUGGCUGGAAAGCUGCAGGGAGGAGGGGAAAGCAGGAAUGUCUGGUCAGAAGCCAAGGCAGGGACAAGUCUGCACAAAUCCUGUGUCACUGGGUGGUUUGGCUGCAGCUGCUUUGGUCUUCAAAGAGCUGCUGCCAACUGAAAGGGAUAAUGCUUGACCACUUCAGACUCUGUUUCCUGUUGCAAAUCCGGAGGACAAGAGAAAUCCAUGCAUCUUUUGCUGCUUUCUUUCUGUGUUUCCAGUGUUAACACAUCUCCAUGCCCUGUCCACUUCCUGUUUGCUGUUUCAGAGUUAAGCCGAGUCCAUGUGUGAUGAUGGUGAGCCUUACAUCAGUCAGUGAGUGGCAGAGGUUUAGGCUGCCAGGUGUGCUGUGUGACUGCCUUCCUCCUUCACCUCUCCCAGGUCACAUUGCAGUGGCUGAAGUCCUGCUGGAGCACAGGUUUGAUGUGUGACAGCAGCAGCUCACAGAAAUGUACUUUGGAGUCCUGCAUGAGAAUGAAGAUGCACGGGCUUAUAUUAAAUGAAGUAACUUGAGAUUCAGUUUAGUUUUGUCUCCAAAGCCCAACACAAGCCUGAAGACUAAAAGCUGCUGGCAAAUUUAAAAGUGUGAAGGGAGACGUUUGGUAGUGAAGAUGUUUCUCUGAAGAGUGAGUUCCCCUAGGACUGCUUUGUAGAAAAUCUGUGAGACAUCCCAGGACAGAAGUCCUCUCUCUCUGUCCCAGGUGGUGUUCCCAAGCAGGAGAUCAGUGUUGUCCUUCAGCUGUCACAUUCCCCCAUGUGCCAUCAGUUUGCAGAAAUUUUGUCGUGUGAGGCUUGGGGCAAUUUACUUGUGUGUCUUUGCACAAGUAAAGGUCAAAUGCCACCCUCCUUUUAAAACAUCCAUGGUUUUAAACUGAAAAGGGAGAGAUUUAGGUUAGAUGUUAGGAAGAAAUUCUUUACCCAGUGUGGUGAGUCCAUGGGCAUGAGGCUGGAUGCAGAAGGUGAGGGCUGGGGAUGACACCAGCAUCUGUGCCUCACAGAAAUGCUCCUCUCACCAUUCAAUUGCCACAUAAUUUCAAAUGCAUCUUUAGCUCACUGGGAGAUGUUUGUAAAUCCUUUGUUGGAUUUUCUGGAUGAGGUUGAUAUAUAGGGGAAGAGCUGUCAGCUGGGUAAUGAUGCAUCAAGUAGUCCCAGACCAAGCCUGGCAACUCUGCCACAGUCAGAGAAGUCUCUGAAACACAGUCUCUGAAAAAUUCACAGCAAAACUGGACUUGUUGGUCAAGAGGAAAGAAGCCAACAGUAUGUUCUACGUGUUUUUUCUUUGUAAAUUCCCCAAAUAGGUAAUUUUCCACACUCCUCUGGGCUGCCAUUAAGAUAAGCUCAGCCACUUUGACAAGUUCUUGGGUUUCUGUCAACAAGUCGUCUUGGACUUUUUUUCAGUCCUGUUCACUAAUGACUUCUGUUUCGCCACUUUUUCAGUUUGUUUCUUAUGGCAGGAUACCCAGAAACAACUCCCUAAAAUUAUCAGAGUAAAUAGGUUCAGGAAAGCAUGAGGCAUCCCAUUCAAAAUUUGAUAAAUGGACUAUACCCACACCUCUCACAGAGUCUAGGAUGGAAAUUACACUUUAGACAUUUCUUUGAACAUGCUAUAAAAAGUUUUACCAAUAUUCCUUCAGAAAAAUAUAAAUAGGAAAGCAGCAUAAAGCUUUCCCCAGAAGAGGCUAAUUAGGAGAUACAAUGGAAAUAUUAGGCAGAAGUCCUUGAUUAGAAGGGAGAAGGAAACAAAUAUUCCAUAUCUCAGUGUAAUGAUCUAGUGCUUAAUCAUAGGAAAUGAGAAUCAGAUAAACAGGAAAAAGAGGAAGGAGCUGGCAGUGAAAGUAAGGUGGGGAAAGACCAGAUCACUCAGAGCAACUACUCUGGGAGGCUCUGAUUGACAUCAUUAACAAUAGGGGCAGGAAAACAAGUUUAAAGAGGACUUCAUUUCAAGUAAAUCUUGGGUCAAAUGAGAAUAAUUAGCUAUCCAUCAACUCUUGUGGAAAAAAGAAAAUGUUGGCUUAAUUUUAAUGACAUUUUCAUUGCUUCAUUUAUGUAACUAUGCUCCUUUAUUGCCCUCCAGUGUAUAUAAAUUAACACAUUGGAUUUUUCAUGCGCAAAUUUUGAUCAGUUACAAAGCAAACUCUGAAUAAUCCAAGAUGUGACAUGCUCUGUCAAUCAAGUUCUUUGCAGUCCUUUGCAGACCAAUGUGCUUAAUUGGAGAUAUUAACAGAACUCCAGUUUACAAGUCCAUUGAGUUGCCUGCCACAGUUUAAGAUGUAGUGGCAUGUAGGAUGUAGGGACUUCCUCCCCUGGCUGACAGUACCCAAGAAAGCAAUAUUAUGGGGAAAGUAACCAAAGUGAAUCAUGAGUUUGUACUAAUGCAGCUCCUGUUUUGUGGGUCACCGGGUUAGUUUUUUGAGGUUUUUUAAUACAUUUCCUUUCUUUCCCCAAGUCUCACAGGACUCUCUUGAUGAUUCUCUCCAGCCCAUUUCACUACAACUUCCUCUAACCAUCCCGAGAGUGCUCCUGCUUUGUACUGGUAACUCAUAAGUGCAUUACUCAGCAGCAAUCUGUGCUCCAACCUGAUCAGUGGCAGGGCAGGUGAUCAGAUGAGCUGGGCUGGAUCCUCAGAUUUCCUCUGCCACUGCCAGACAUGGCUUAUUCCACCAUCUCUCUGCAGUGAAGGAAGAUGCUGUUCUCUAGGUAGCUGACCUUUUCUGCACAAAGGUGACAUUAUGACUCUUCCCCUGCUUUCUUCCCACACCCACGUUUAUAGGGCCAUUUACUAUUCUUUCCUCCAGCCUGGUUAAAAGAACCAGUCUUUCUUUGUGACAAUAUUGAAUAUUGUUAUCAAGUCAUCUUGUCUCACAAUUACUGCAGCUUUUAUCCUCUGUAACCUCCGCAACCACUGCACUUGCUAAUAGUUCAUCUGAAGAAGGCUGUUGGAACAUCUUUCUUCUUUUGAUUGGCUUUGAGGUUGAAAACAUUUCAUCAUGACCUAAAACUUUGAUCUUGUAUUACAACAUAAAAGAGACAAAUGUUUUGAGUGUAUCAGAAGAAGAAGAUGAUUUCUGUGUUAAGCCAUUGGGCAUCAGAGAGGCAUUAACAUUUGUUACAGAGGAAAUAUUUACUUGUGUUAUAUACAGAUAUUAAGUAUUUAUCUACUGCUCUGUAAAUGGACUCUCUGGUUCUAAAAACAAAAACCUGACUGGAGAUCUUCCUGGCUGUUGAUUUCUGACUUAGGGAACUGAAACUCCAGAAGUCUCCAAUGCUCUUCGUGUUACAUUGUAUUCAAAACUGCCAGCAGGAUGGGACAAGUAGGAUACUGAAUGUCCUAGGCACGCUAAUGGAGGCUGGUAAAAAGUUCAAUUAUUAAAGGCUGAAUGUGGUACUGUAGAAGACACUUUAUAGAAGAGAGCUUUUUCAAAACAAGGAAAGCUGGUUUCAGUCUUUGAAGAGCUUACACAUCACACUGAUAAAGACAAUCGUGUUGAUGCCAUCAAAGUCCAAGGGGCAUCAUGCAGGGCUUCGCUGACGCUGGGCUUUCCAAGGCUGCCUUUUGCAGUAUUCCUAACUCCCAGGUGCAGUGGAUGAGGACAGCCGCAGGGAAGCCCGGCCGCCUCGCACCGUCUCGGUUAAAGUUCCACCGCUCUCGCUCAGCUGCGCGGCGAGUUCUCCAGUGAUCCGAAGGAAAAACUACCAAGGCCUGAAGGCAUCCAGCUGACCGACAAAGAGGCUGCAGAGGCCAGUCAGGCGGUAAACCUGGAGGUUUGGAACUGGAAGAAGGGGAAACAUGAUCUGCCGGAGGAGACAGAAGAAAACGGCCUCCCAUGCUGUGACCGAGCUGGAGAACAGCAAGGAUUGCAGCCAGGCCGGGAAGCCUCUCCUGUGCCCCUCCCAUCCCACAGAGGAGCUGCAGCUGUUCUGCGAGCAGUGUGACCAGCCCGUGUGCCGGGACUGCCUUCUGGGCAGACACCGUCAGCACCCCUGUGACCUCACCAGCAAUGUCAUCCACAGGCACGGGGACGCCCUGCGGGAGCUGCUGAGGAGCAGCCAGCAGCACAUGGACACCCUGGAGGAUGUGCUGAGCCAGGUGGAUGAGAUGGGCAGUGCUGUCCGCAGUCGCGCAGAGGCCGUGGCCACAGAGAUCUGCCUGUUUGCCCGGGGCUACGUGAAAGCGAUUGAAGAGCACCGGGACCGGCUGCUGAAGCAGCUGGAGGACUUGAAGGUGCAGAAGGAAAACCUGCUGCACUUGCAGAAGGCCCAGCUGCAGCAGCUGCUGCUGGACAUGAGGACAGGCGUGGAGUUCACGGAGCACUUGCUGAUGAGCGGCUCAGACGUGGAGAUCCUCAUCUCCAAAGGGGUGGUGUCCAGCCGUCUCACAAAGCUCAACAGCACUGCUUACAGCACCCACCCCAGUGUGGAUGACAGGAUCCAGUUCUCCCCCCAUGAGAGGGCGGGGCAGUGUUGUGGCUAUGAAGUUUUUGGGGCCAUUCUCAAUCAAGUUGAUCCAGCCCGAUGUACCCUGCAUGGGGAAGAUCUCCACAGUGCCCGUCAGAACCAGCUGAGUGGCUUUACCCUGCUGUGCAGGGACACUGCAGGGGAGCGCAUGGGGCGGGGAGGAGAGGCUGUGCGCGUCACCAUCACCCACAAGGACAAGAGGGACUGUGAAGUCAAGCCAACAGUGUGUGAUAAUGGUGAUGGGACCUACUGUAUUUCCUACAGCCCUGAGGAGCCAGGCUUGUAUGCUGUCUGCGUCUGUGUGAAAGGGCAACAUGUGCAGGGCUCUCCCUUCACUCUGAUGGUGAAGCACAAGUUCCGUGAGCACCAGGGGGUGUUUCACUGCUGCACCUUCUGCUCCAGCGGAGGCCAGAAAGCCGCUCGCUGUGCCUGUGGUGGGACCAUGCCAGGUGGAUACCAAGGCUGUGGCCAUGGACACAAAGGUCACCCUGGCUGCCACCACUGGUCAUGCUGUGGACAAGUGAAGGAGAGCUCAGAGUGUUUGUGUGGGCCACCCAGCGACACCUCACAGAGGAGUUUGCUCAGGACAGUGGCACUCUGAGUGGCCAGGUGAGCUCCUGGGAGUCCAAGGCACUGCUGCUGGCUGCUCCAGGAGCACAAAUGAUCCAUGAGGAUCCAUACGAUCGAUCCCUGCACAGCCUUGCUGCCAGCAAACAGCUGGGUUUGAGUUGAGAGAGGGGGGAUGAGGGAAAAUAAAAACCGUGCCUUAUGUUCCA
Molecule: messenger RNA, 5605 nt
Organism: Passer domesticus (house sparrow)
Lineage: Eukaryota; Metazoa; Chordata; Aves; Passeriformes; Passeridae
Gene: TRIM45
Product: tripartite motif containing 45
Exons: 6
Coding region: 4162-5430 (422 amino acids)
Cellular component (GO): nucleoplasm
Molecular function (GO): ubiquitin protein ligase activity; protein binding; zinc ion binding
Source: RefSeq, a predicted model, not a curated record